Uloborus diversus is the source of this 1239-nucleotide messenger RNA. RefSeq names its product mitochondrial transcription rescue factor 1-like. The transcript is spliced from 4 exons. The record is from RefSeq and is a predicted model, not a curated record. NCBI's taxonomy places the organism in Eukaryota, Metazoa, Arthropoda, Arachnida, Araneae, Uloboridae. The coding region runs from base 222 to 884 and encodes 220 amino acids.
UUGUUUUCAAGUUCAGCUUUCAGCACAUGAAUUUAUUUUCAUUUUGCAUUGUGCUCAGCUGAUGUAGAAAAUUGUUUUCAAAAUUGCAGCCUUUUAAAAAGUUUUCGUUUUUGGUUUCAUUUUUUUUUUUUGGCGUGAAACAUUUAGGCUGUGUUUUUUUUUCAGUUUUUUAAUAUUGAUACCGCUAGUUAAAAUAGUGUGACAAAUUAAUUAUUGUUGCAAUGUCUCUCCGCAUACUUUGUAAAAAUAUUACAAAAUACAAUUUUUUGUUGGAUAAACGUCGUUUUAUUUCUUUAAGUGUAGCAAAUUUAUACUCAGGCAAUUCUAUUUCAUUUAAACGUAACUUUAAUACAAAUAUGUUAUCGUUAUUGAGAGUUACUUUAACAAACAGAGCAUUUGAAGAACCCAAAAGAAAUUUUUCCAAAAAAAAGAAGCCUCCUAAAAAGGAAAUUGAAGAUGAAGAGAGUGAUACUGAUGAUGAUGAAGAUUACUCCAGCAUUCAAUCAGAAGAAGGGAUGGAAGAUGAACCUAAUGCUAUUCGAAAAAUGGUGCCUUCUUUACGAAUAGAUACCAUACUGAAAGCUGGUUUGGGAACUUCGAAAAAGAAAAUAGAAAAGGAAUUUUAUGCUGCCAGAAUACGAGUCAAUGAAGAACCAGUUUUGAAAAAAGCAACCAUGGUAAUAUCUGGUGAUGAAGUUGACCUUAUCAAAGGAUUCAGCCCAGAGAAUAGUAAACUACUCAUCGUUGAUAGAGUUAUGAUUAAAUCUAUUGACAAAAUUAGUGGAACUGGAAACUAUCCUGUAAAUUUACUAGUUUUUAAAUCAUUGACAAUUGAAAAUUAUCCUAAACCAUGGGCUCCUUCAAGUUCUUCUGAAGUAGAUUGAAUAUGUCACUUUGUGGAAGCUAUUUGUUUUGUUGAAAAAUCUUUGAAAUACAUGUUCUGUGUACCUCUGCUUAUGUUUUUAAAUAGUACUUUUUAUAAGAAUUUAUUUCAUUGUUAUUUGUUUAACUAAAAUAUGCUUUAGAUGAUUAUCAAUAAUUAAUUUGGAAUAUGAAAAUUCCUUCAUUAAAAUGAGUAUUAAAUUUUCAAAUGUUAACCUCUUCUGAGCCUGUUCUUAUAAAGUAAAGAAAUCGUUGUAAGAAGAGCUAUCCUUGGUUUCACUAUCCUAACCCACUUCUUCAAGAACUAAUAAAUACAAACUGUGGGCAUGUAGAAAAGUUUUUUUUUUUUUUUUUUUU